AAAGUCGGGCUUAAACACGGGCAAUAAUAUUUCAGGGACUUCCGAAGUCGCAGCUGACCUUUUUCUGUCUCUUCAUAAAGUUUUGGCCAGCGGCGUGGAAAAUCCAGGGGAUCUGGAAAUAUUUUUCAGAGAAACUUGUAGAUUUCUUCCAGUUAUAAAAAAAUUAUAGCGCUGGAAAUAUUAUGAAACUUGACAUUUAUGUGUGGAACAGUAGGUGUCUUCAAUCAACUAGAUCUAUGGCAACCCAGACUGCAAAUGACAGACAAUUCUGAUGAUCUUAUUGGACUUGAACUGUAGUUUGGUUAGGGUCGUUUGGUAACUUAAAAGGAUAGCCUGCUUCCUCGCAGCUGGACACAGCCUGUGGUAAACAAGUUUUGACACAUUUGUGCUAAAAACUACGCAUGCGGUUGCACGUUAAGUCAAUGCUCGUGCAGGACCAGUUUUGGGUAUCAAUCUAUUCAUCUAUCCAUCCGAACUAGACCAUGUGCUGUAAACAAACAACAGUCACACAUUCUCAUGUACUCAGGGUUGCUCGGGGUUGUAGCUUUGAAACUCUAUCCUCGGUACGAGUAUCCUAACUCCAGGUUACGUUUCUCGCCCAUAAAAGUUUCACAUGUUUUUGUUAUGUCUCCAUUUGAGAAGGGGGGAGGAGGAAAGGUGGUAUUGUAUGGAGAUACUGGUUUGGCUACAUAUUUUAAUCCGCUUGUUUCCUAUGAGAGGGUAUGCCGUAUUUAAUUAUCUGAGAGGAAAAAAAAUCAUUUUGUCCUUGAUCUCCAAGGAGUCUUCGUAUGUAAACUAAUGCAACUCGCCUGCAGUAUUCUGAGACCCCUUUAAAAUUGUGCUCCUGGGGAACUGUUGCAAGCGUAGUUAAAAGCACAUGUUCAGUCGGCAGAGAGCAUUUUUCAGAUGAUUAUCGGAACCUAUCGAUUUCAUCAAAGAUGCUCCAUUAAAAGCUCGGGGACGCUGAUCUCUUUUGACCUCCCCUCGGAAACGCCAGGACGAAAGAAGUCACGUCUCGAGAAGGAGCAGGGCAAUUGCCGAGGGUCCCUGUGCAACAUUCAUUUUACGCCAGUCGAGUUAAACUCAGCAUAUUUGAUCAAAUAUUUAUUUUUCCCCUUGUUGUUUCCCUGCCCCAUUCAAUACUCCACUGAAUAAAUCAAAGGGACCCCAGCAGCAGUUAAAGCGCCCUCUGGUUACGAAUUGUUUACUGACGGCCGCGGUCAUAGGAUAAUAUUUUAAAAAAACAAGCUUGUUUCUUACAAUAACUGUUUAUUAUUUCACAUGAUUUGGGUUUGCAUGUUUUGGAGGGAAGAGGCGAGGCCAACUCAGUGUCUACACUGUGUUUAAUUAAUCGUGUACUCAACGUCAGUUCACAUACCACAUCCAAACCCCUGGGAGGCUUUUUCAUAAGCUCUUUGGGUUUGUGUUUUGUUGUCUUUUUUUUUUUUUUUUUUUGGUCACAAUCUUUUCAUUAAAUGCUCUGAAAUCGAAACUUCAGCCAACGUAUGUGUCUGAGAGCCAAGCUAUACCGCAACCAAAAAAUAAAUUUGUACAUGCAUCCAGAUCUUAAAGAAAAGAGUGCUACAAAAAGGGGAGAGGGGAUACAGUUUCAAACGCUUAAUACAGCUGCGCGGCCCAUCUCUCUCGACAAAAAGGGUACACUUAAAAGACAGAUUUGUGUAUUUAAGAUUUUACCGAUAGAGAUAUAACCCGAUACCGCUGUUGCUUCUGCUCGGGUGUUUGGGGCUCUCCAGACAAUAGAAAGCACCGUUCUCCUUACCAGUGCUGAAGGAAUGGCGAGGAGAUAAAGACUUCAUGAACUGGUCGGGGUGUAUUUUGUUCUGCCUCAUACUAGAAUUCGGAGCUCGUCAAAAUUACUUGCAAAAUAUGUUCCUAAUCCAAAUGAGUAAACUGAUACACAUACACUCUGAAAUAUAGUUAGGAGAACAAGCCUCCGGAUGGCUGGAAUAAAAUUAAAUCUCAGACUAAUUUUUAACAGUAUAAUCCGCCGCAACAAGCCAGUUCGCCCCCACCCCCCCCCAGCGUGAAAAAAAUUCUAGUAAAGAUAAAAUUAGUGAGGCCGUCAUUUGUCACCUAACUUGGCACGGACGCAGUUCCUAAACCUCCUGUUUGAAAUCCGCCUUCUUUGGAGCAAAUCCAGAAAAGAAAAAAAAAAAAAAGGAAAAAAAAAAAAAAAGAAAGAAAGAAAAGAAGGAAUCUGGCACACAUGCACGUUCCUGACAACUGACAGUUCCAAUAUUAAAUAACUAUACCCUGAUUGCAUUAAUUUUUCGAGAUGUAUAAAAUGUAAUCUACAGCUAUAUUCUCAGAUAGGCGGCGCAUGCACUCCUGCAACAAACUGCAAGGCCAUUUACAUUUUCGCAAAUUGCAGUUUGCCCCUGUCUACAAAUAAAAGCAUAUUUUAAUUAGCUUACAAAAUGGGUCUCUGGAUUAACAGUGCUGAUCUUUUGGUUUAUAUGGGCUAAUAAUAAAAAGAUAAAUCACGGUUUAACAUGAUACGUUUUGAAAUUUCCAGUCAGAGUUUGCUUAGGCGGAGCUGUCGACUUUUAUUUAUUCCCUUUUUGUUUUUAAUUUUAGUCCAACCAAUAAAACGGCUUAACGACGCUAUUAAUGUAUCUAUUAUAUUUUUCUUAGAUCAAUAAAGUUUUAUUUUGAUAGUGUUGUCUAUGUACGCCGCGAAUUUAGAUUCUGCGCGAAAUCACCUACUCGCUGCUUUUGAUAUUUAUCAGAAUUUUAUUUGCUCGGUUUUAUAGACCCUGGGAUAUCUUUCCUUACUGGAGCAGAAUUAAAAAGAAAGCAUUUCUCGUCCCCUGGCGUCCACAAUAUUCUUUAAAAUUUCUUUUAAAUGGGGGUUAAGAUCCAAGGGACGCAUUGUUAAGUGUUGGAAAUGCGGUAGCAACACCCAAAGCAUGCCAAAUUAGUUCAGUUUAGGCAGAAUUGACCAUUAUCUUUUAUAGUUAAGAACCAAGUGAACGUUAUUAGUUUUACUCCACUGGCUUUGAUGAUGCUGGUUACUAUUUGCCUUGGCCUUGUUAGCGAUUAAAGAAAGCGGGGAGAAUGCAACGGGGAGCGGAGUUCAUGAUCCAGGCGAAGUGCCUUGACCAUCAAGCCAGUACCGGGCGUUAUUCUAAGCACAACGACCGGAGGCACCGACCGCCGGCUCCCGCAGGACCUGUGCAUUCCUCUCGGUCAAAGCGACCUAGGGCUGUACCCCAGCCCCUGCAUCGCCAAACCUUUGGCUAUGAAACCUGCGGGUGCCUGGCCGGGGGGCGAAGGGAAAGUUACUCUAAAACCUGGUUCUCUUCGUCUGAGCUGUCCCCGGCCUCUGCACCUUUUGUAUGAUUUUGCCUGCAUUCGCCUUUCGAGGGGGAGAAGCAACCAGCUCGUGUUUGUUGCGAUGCAUUUUGAGUCCUUUUUAUUCAGGCUGACGAGGAUCGUAACGUGCUUUUAUAGGCCUUUCCCCGCUUUAAUCCAAUUUUUAAAAGGGAACUGCUUAUUUUAAAAACAGCUUUGGAAGGAUUUCAAGUGUUACUCCUCGAUUCCGUAUGGCUUUUGGGUUUGCAAUCCAUUUCUAUUUAAUUUGGCAAAUGCAAAAUAAACAUACCGCAAGAGCGGACUUCCCCGGAGUAAUUUUUAUACCUGCCUCGUGUAGAGAAAUGUAUUGGGAACGAGGAGUCGGGGCUCACAUUUCAUUUUAUUUAGAUCUGCAUUUAUAACGCUAAGCCUAUUGAUAAUGGCCUUCCUGUAUACUGGCCAAUAAAACGGUCCCUUAUAUGGUAUUAAUUUUGUUAGCAGCGAUACGGCCCUCAUAGGAAUCUGAUAAGGGUUUGUCCAUCACACAUUAACACAUCGUGGGCUUAGCCGGCUUUGGGAAACACAAACAGUAUUCCGGGAGGAAAUGCGGGACAAAACUCGGAGGGUUUCUAUACGCUGUCGAGCCGGCUCCUAUCACCCCAUCCGACAGUGCUCAGAAAGCAGCGGUGCCUUGGUGCUCACUCGAGAAGGCUGGAAAAAUAAGACGCCUUUCCAUCAAGGUUUUAUGGGUACUGCAAAGUUGUAACAACCUCUCCCUGCCCCAGCUGACGAAGGACGGAGCCCCGGGAGGGCCCCAGCAGAUUAACUCGCCUGCGGAAACCACGAGGCACGUCCCGCUGCCUCCUGCACGGAGCGACUCGUCCGGGCCAAAGUCAAAAUGUGGCAAACAAGAAUUUCCCCCUGGCAAGGCAACAGCUCGCGGGGGCGACCACGUGAGGCGUAACAGAGCCGCGGGGCGGAGGGCAGAGCCUGCCCCGGGCCGCCUGCGGGGCGCUGCGAAAGCCAAGGUACGGUGCUUGUGACAGAGACGGUGCUUUUGAAGAGGAGAAAAGUGAAUGACCCAAAUGGAGGGAGGGAGGGAGGAAUCAAAACGACGGCCCAAAUAUAAACACGUCAAUAAACAGGGUGCGCAGCAUCAUGAGAGGAUCCAUUUGAACUGCUCGCGUCUGGAUUCUUUCUGCGGCAUAUGUCUGGCUUUAGAUUUUAAAUGGCAAUCAGACCUCGGGAAGAAUCCAGCGUUAACUACAGCAUUAGAAGCUGCAACCGCACAAUUAAUCCUCCCAGAGUGGCAUUGCUCCCUCUGAGAUCCCCGAGCGCAGCAGCGAGCGUUUUAUCUCUAGGAAAUUUAAGCCCAGCCUGGCGUCGUGGUGGUGAUGCUGGGCUGGAAGCAGCCCCUUCCCCAGCACUUUAACGCAAGAGACACCAGGCCCCUUUACAGUUCCCAAUGAUCCGUGAUAAACAAUAACACGUCUUUUAUUCCUUAAAAAACGAGACAAUCAAAUAAAACGAGCAGAGCCCGGUCAUAAAACCCGCGGCUUUAUUAAUUUCGAGACACACGCGGGCUGCGCGGGGAGGUGAGCGCGCAUCGCUUCCGGCAAGCCCAACCGCGGGGAGAGGAGCGCUAAUAAAAACUUCAUCUGGAUGCAGCCUCAGCCUAGGUACAAUAAACAUCGGGGCGGCCGGGGCUGUUUUAUCGCUGUGCGGGCCAUAGCAGAGGAGCACGGCUCGGGGUGGGUGCCCCCCAGCCCCGCUCUGCCCCUUCCCUGGCGCACAGCUCCCACACGGGCGCAGGCGCUGGCCCAUGUGCGCCGCGCGUGCGGGUGGAAAUCCAUCUCCCGCAUUAAUAUACAUCCAUAUCCCAAAUUCAGAGGUCGACCUGAGAGCAGCUCGGUGCAUACGAAACCAGACGGGGAGGGGUUGCUGGGGAGGCCCGGGCUUCCAUUGGCUGCAAGCGUCCGCCGUGGUGCGGGGGUAUCUCUAAUCAUAUUCAGCAUGUUUUGCACAAGAAAUGUCAGCCAGAAAGGGCUAUCUGCUCCCUUCGCCAAAUUAUUCCACAACAAUGUCAUGCUCAGAGAGCCCGGCUGCAAACUCUUUUUUGGUAGACUCCUUGAUCAGCUCGGGCAGAGGGGAAGCGGCGGGAGCAGGAGGCGGAGGCGGAGGCGGAGGCGGCUACUAUCCCAAUAGUGGGAUCUACCUGCCACAAGCGUCCGAUCUGUCCUACGGGCUGCAAAGCUGCGGACUUUUCCCCGUUUUGAGCAAACGCAAUGAAGGUACUUCUCAAAGCAUGGUCCCAACCUCGCACCCCUACGUGUCAGGGAUGGAAGUGUGGCUAGACCCCCCCCGGUCCUGUCGCAUGGAAGAGCCGGAGAGCCAGCAGGCCACCUCGUGCUCCUUCGCUCAAAACAUUAAGGAGGAGAGCUCCUACUGCCUCUAUGACUCAGAGAAAUGCCCCAAAGGCUCGGCCGCCACCGACCUCGCUCCCUUCCCGAGGCUGAGCGCCGAGGUCAGCCCCGCCAGCAACGGCACCGGGGUUCCCGUCCCGGGUUAUUUCCGCCUCUCCCAGGCUUAUGGCACCUCCAAGAGCUACGGCGCGGGGCCGCCCGGGGCUGCCCCCUUCCCUCCGCAGACUCCCGGCCGCUUCCAGACGCCUCCAUCUCUGCCUCCCGUCCCGGACGCGGGGAGGAAGGAGGACGAGGAGCGCUCCCCCAGCCCCUUGGCAUGCGGCUCCCAGCGGGAGGACGAGACCCAGGCUUCGUCUUCCACCGCCGAGGAGCUCUCCCCAGCCCCGUCGGAGAGCAGCAAAGCCUCUCCCGAGAAAGAGCCCGUAGGCAACUCAAAAGGAGAAAAUGCAGCAAACUGGCUAACCGCAAAAAGUGGCCGAAAGAAACGGUGCCCCUAUACCAAGCAUCAAACUCUCGAGCUGGAAAAGGAGUUUCUGUUCAAUAUGUACCUGACUCGUGAGCGUCGCCUAGAGAUCAGCCGCACAGUCCACCUCACAGACAGACAAGUUAAAAUCUGGUUUCAGAACCGCAGAAUGAAACUGAAGAAAAUGAACAGAGAGAAUAGGAUUCGGGAGCUCACAGCCAACUUUAAUUUCUCUUGAUGAACCUAUAAACACAUCUUUAUGGUUUAAAGAGCCAGUAUCAUUUUCCUAGGCUGUAGUCAUCUGCACCUGUAUGGAUUAACGAUUUUAGACGUUCUCAAUAUGUCCUUAACCUCUUAAUAGCUACUUUGGGGUGGCGGGGGUGGGGGGGGGGGUGGGGGGGGAGAAGAAAGCCAUGCUAAUGCACAAAAUGCCAUGUGUGAACCUCCCUGGUUCCUGCAGGCUUCCCCGGGCCCGAUUUCUUCUUUCAAGCUUUCUUCUUUCAAACCCAGAAAUACCAUUUCAGGAGCUGCAAAUAUCUUUCCCCUCAUAUCUCUCCGAAAAGUAAACGAGCUCGGUUAAAGGCACGUUCUUUUAAAUUAUAGGCGGUGUAACUUGGACUGUACGUAGCUUCAGAAUGAAUAAUUUAAGCCUUGCCAUAUUUCUAUAUAUUGGGAGCUCAGCUUUUUCCCCCUCUGUUUUCCUUUCCUCUUCUCCCCCCUCCCCCCUUUUUCCUUCGAAAAGCAGGAGUUACAAUAAUGAAAUGCAGGCAUCCUUUAAAAGGGCUUCAUGGGAACUGGCGUUAAGAGCGAUUUUUUUUCCCCUUUACCUUGAAAGUCAACAUUACAGCUUUAAAAUUGGCCAGGAAAAUGAAAUCUCUUCUCUUUAAAGGUAUAAAAGAGUUUGUGUUGCUCAUGGACUAAAUUAUGACACUUACCUCUGAAUUUCUCUCUCUCUUUCUGGUUGUAGAUAUUUACUUAAUGUAGUUUUGCUUAAAUAUGUGGAAUUAGUGAUUUUUUUUGUCUAUAAAUAACGUUACCUUUGGUAACACAGGACAAGCACACAACAAUUGCCCCUUGAGAAAAAAAAAAUAGUCACUUUUUCCUCACUAAUUUCACUGCAAAGUGUAUAUCCUGAACAUCAGAAGGACUUUCUGAGCCAGAGUCUAAGAUAGCGAGGGAGAAUAUAUUCGUCUUCCUUUAUACUGUGAAGUUACAUGCAUCAAAGGGUCAAGCAUAUAGGUGAAAAAAAAAAAAAAAAAGGAAGGGAAAAACUAUAAAUACAGAUAUGUAUAAAUGUCUAUUAUUAUUAAAAUGCCGAUACUGUUUUAAGCAAAUGCAUUCUAUCGUUAUUAUAAAUGUUAGUUCUAGCUAUAUCUAGUACUUACCUUAAAUCAGAAUAAAUUAAUAUUGUAAUGCUGCUGUGCGUGAAAAAUACGAUGUUUAUGUUCUCAUAGAAGAAUAAAAAAAGUGGAAUGAAUCCUUUUAAUUUUA
Oxyura jamaicensis (ruddy duck) is the source of this 7692-nucleotide messenger RNA. RefSeq names its product homeobox A10 (gene HOXA10). Bases 5345 to 6439 code for a protein of 364 amino acids. Gene Ontology annotation, molecular function: RNA polymerase II cis-regulatory region sequence-specific DNA binding; DNA-binding transcription factor activity, RNA polymerase II-specific. The record is from RefSeq and is a predicted model, not a curated record. Gene Ontology annotation, cellular component: nucleus. Gene Ontology annotation, biological process: regulation of transcription by RNA polymerase II. The transcript is spliced from 3 exons. Lineage: Eukaryota; Metazoa; Chordata; Aves; Anseriformes; Anatidae.